Molecule: messenger RNA, 1054 nt
Organism: Mytilinidion resinicola
Lineage: Eukaryota; Fungi; Ascomycota; Dothideomycetes; Mytilinidiales; Mytilinidiaceae
Exons: 2
Coding region: 121-795 (224 amino acids)
Source: RefSeq, a predicted model, not a curated record
GGCAGAGAACAGGAGGCUUGAUUAAGAAUGAACCAGCUGUACUGUCACCAGUGACAGUACCUUCUUAUAUCUACAUUUGUAAUUUUGCCAGCUGCUUUGACUGGACCAGAAAGCCGAGGCAUGUACCGCACUCUGGGUUUCGACCUCAUGAAGCUCUGGAUUGCUUCGUGUGCACUUCAACUCACAUCAGUACCGGCAUCACUACCACAGACCUGCUACCGCCUCGACAGCUCACCUUAUCCCGACGAUCGCGUCCCUUACCUCAACGGCAGCAUCCCGCGAUGGGUCUCGUGCAACCCGGACCAGGCAAUCAGCCACUGCUGCCAGGCCUUCGACUUGUGUCUGGACAACGGGCUCUGCCGAGGGUUCCAAGCCGGCGGCGACCAGGUGCUCGAGCUGGAGGGCUGCACCGACGCGGCCUGGCGUCCCCCGUGUCCCCAGUACUUCGCUGACAGCCGGUACGGCACCCUCGGUGCCGAUGUUAGAGUGCUCAUCUGGGCGUGUAGCUACGACAGCGACGGCGAGUACUGCGUCGGGUCCACGGAUCCGGGCGGCGUCAGCAUCUGGGAUGCGUCGUGCUGUGCCGAUGCCAGCAAGCGCAUCAGGACGAUCCCGCCGUUCAAAAGCAUGCACAUGGCUGGAGAUGUGACGAAGAGAAUCGAGAUGUGGCAGGGCAGUCGUGCAAAUACCGUCAGCAACGGGGACAACAGCAGCAGUGGCAGUAGCAAUGACUGGGGAAUGUCGAAUAAAAUUGCGUUUGGGGCCGGGAUUGUGGCGGUAGCUGGUGUCUUAUAAGUUGUACUUGGAUACGACUACGCACCCAGUUGAGGCUGAAGAUGGAUGGAGAGAGCAAUAAGUCCUGGCCCAGCUCUGGGAGAUGAAUAUUGUCUCAUGGCCAGCCGCGGGAUCGAAUUCGACUAGAACUAUGCCAUGGCCGUAGAGCGGAAGGAUCAGCGAGUAAGAUAACCCAGACUUAAUGGUGCGUGAAUAGACAUUGUAUUGCGUUAUGUAGGGCAUUACUGAUGACAGAUGAGGUUCCUAUUGGAGCAUUGGU